Molecule: messenger RNA, 2907 nt
Organism: Capsaspora owczarzaki ATCC 30864
Lineage: Eukaryota; Filasterea; Ministeriida; Capsasporidae
Exons: 9
Coding region: 1-2907 (968 amino acids)
Source: RefSeq, a predicted model, not a curated record
AUGCCUCUUCUCGGUCGCUAUCUGUUUGGCGGGUUGGUUGCUCACGACGGCGCCGAGACGCAGCAGGUCUGGUUCCGCGGGGCCGAGCGGCUUCCGCAGCUGCUGGUGCCCGUCAUCCGAACCAAGCAGGACGAGCUGCUCGAGCGCGACGCACCCGCCCAUCACGCUCACUCUGGCGCUGCUGGUUCUGCUGGGCAAGCACGUCGUCAGGACGGUAGUGGUGCUGGUGCUGGUGCUGGUGCUGGUGGCAAGUCGGCGUCCGAGCUCGCCGAGCAGGCCGACCGCGACUUUCUGCGCGAUCGCGUUGCGCGUUGCAGCAUCUCGGAAGUGAUGGACGAGCUGGCUGCAGUCACGGCAUUCAUGUCGUUUAGUCAGUUCGAGUCAGAGUCCGACUCUGCGGCCGCGGCUGCCACCGCUGCUGCGGCAAUGGGCGGCCAAACCGCACGAUUUCAGGGCACGAUGGGCACGGCAGCGGCCGCCAAAGCCCGCACAGCCAAGAUGAAGGCUGUGCUUGCGCAGACAAUGAGCGGCUCCACGGCAGCCGGAGCGGCGGGCGAGCCACGCACGGUCGCCAGUCUGAUGCUCGCCUCUUGCAAAAUUCUUUCCGCCAUUCCGUCCCAUUCUGCAGCUGCGAAAAAGUCGGGCAAGCACGGCGCCUCCAAGGCUGCACCCAGCAGCAUUCCUGUAGCCACGACCGAGUUUUUGCUGCAGCAGCUGACGCACCAGCUCACGCAGUUCCUGCUGGAAAUCUACCUGGCGGGCAACCCAACAUCCAUGGCCGAAUCCAUGUGUCCUUUGCUCGAGCUGGUCACCGAUGCGACCUUCCCGAUUCGUCAGGUUGUUGCCUUUGACAUCAUCUUCAACCUCGCGCUGCGGCUGGACGUGAUUGUGCACAUCCAGCGCACCGCACGCUCGGGCACCUCUGCCCAGGACUUGUUUGCGUCCACCAAUCCCCAGUCGCCGGGCUUGACCCGCACGGCCCGCCGUCAGCUGUCUCAGUCAAAGCUGGGCCAGCAUUUCGGGCCUGGUGAUGAUGACGAUGGCGACACGAGCGCUGACUCUUCCGUCGACUCUUCCCGCACCAACUCUUCGUCGUACGAAUCGCCCGGCUUUGGACUCGGCGGCACGGCAGCGCUGAGAAAGACCUCCAUGACGCCCACAAAGACGACCGACAUUGUCGCGUUUGCUCGGCUGACGCUGCUGUCGUCCCUGGCAGAGAUGCUCCUGUCGCUCGUGCAGUUGGAAGUCACCUCGCCCGACGUGUGGGAGUCGGCCAUCAAGUGUGUGCUCUUCCUAGCCCAGCGAGAUGCUCGCACACGUCAACGGCUGCUUGCCUUGGUCGACGUCAGGCUUUGGCCCACCUUGCUCUUCCGCACGCUCCCCGCCACGCAGUCGGCCUUUGCCUUCAACGCCAGUGCCGACGCUCCCAUCGUGUCGAGCAUCGCCGCCCCUUCGCCUUCCUUCCAGCAACUAUCGACGGGCGUCGCGAGCAUGCGGUAUCUCUCGCCAGCCAUCGAAGGAGAGCUCGCCACGCUUUGGAAGCAGGCGCUCUUCCGCUUUGGCUCGCUCGACACAUCUCAGCUCGUGUACUCGAUUUCUUCCAUUCCAGACAGCGGUCCGCAUGGCGUGGCUGUACUUGUGGGGCUGUUCUCGUUCACUCGUUCGCUGCAAGCCAAACAAGCCAUCUUUACGCUGUUGUUCUACUAUGUUGUAUCCAAGCUAGCUCCCAGCAACAGUGCCAUGCGAGCGGAUGCUUCCGAGGUGACCAACGUGUUUGAAUUUCUUCUCCACCAUGUGCAUGCCUACUCGGGAUUUGAUGCUCUUUUCAAGUUUGUUCCCGAGCGCCUUGUCGAGUCGGUUUCGUGCUUUUUGCUCGUCGACAUUCCCAAACAAGGCGGCGAAUCGGCCGGUGUGGCCGCCCGUCUCUCGCGCACAGUCCUUGUUGCUGUGCUUUGCGAGCUCGAGCAGUUGGCCGUUUCGUAUUUGAAGCUUCACUCUACCCUCUUACAAUCCAUUCCAACAGUACCUGAGGCUGAUCGCGUUGGAGUUUUGAAAGCCCUCCUGACGAGCGAGGAGCCUUCAGACCGCAACCAGGGCGAGCGAUGGCUGUUCAACCUGCUGCUCGAGCCAUUGCAAAAUAACUCGCUCAAACUGAAAAAAUCGUCCAAGCCGACACCUGAAACCAUGUUGCUCGAGCUUUUGUCAUCAUCCAACCCCAAGGUUCGACUGAUUUACUUGCGCAUCUGCGAUCGAGUGCUUCUUUACUACCGAAGCCAAGCUCUGAAAAACGUCAAUGCCGUGUACGACGUCAUGAAACUGUGCAACGAGCUUUUCGGUUUUGUGCUGCUUGUUCAAGAGCGAGACGAAGGCAAUCUUGCGGUGUUGGUUGACUUGCUAUUCAAUCUUCUCUGCGUUCCUACUGAAACCGGUCUGCGCGAGAACAAGUCCCGAAGCAUGGUCGAGCUCUUCUUGGCCGGAGAAGCUUACGUUUCUCGUAAUCUGUUGGAGUCGCUUCACGUGGUUGUGCUGCAGCACUUGCUCGAUGCCUUUGAAGCCGAGCGAGCUGCACUGCUGCUGCUCAUCAUUGAGCUGUGCAAGGCUUCGCCCACUUUGCUUGAUUCUGUCGGUGGUCGAAGCUACUUUCGUCGCCUGUGUGCGUCGCCUGAUGCUCGCCUUGCUCUUCAUGCUAGCGAAUUCCUGAUUGACAUGUUCAAGAGCGCGCAUGCCAAAGAAUACCAGCAAUUUCUCAAGUUUUGGGCGGAUGGCUCAAGAGCAGCAGGCGACGACUCGGACAGUACAGCACAGCUCCUUCUCGAAAACCCUUACUUGCAACUCAACGCAAUCAUGGAGCAGCUCCACAGUGGUGCUGGAAACGCCGGCACGACGACCAGCAGCAGUCGUGCGUAG